Messenger RNA from Gambusia affinis (western mosquitofish), 1843 nucleotides. Its product is annotated as B-cell receptor CD22-like. Gene Ontology annotation, molecular function: transmembrane signaling receptor activity. The record is from RefSeq and is a predicted model, not a curated record. The coding region runs from base 52 to 1251 and encodes 399 amino acids. Lineage: Eukaryota; Metazoa; Chordata; Actinopteri; Cyprinodontiformes; Poeciliidae. Gene Ontology annotation, biological process: cell surface receptor signaling pathway. The transcript has 9 exons.
GGAAAUCCUUCAUUCUACAGUCAUUCAAGCCAAGAGAAAACCAUUGAAAUAAUGUUUUCCAACAAGGUUUUUGUGACUCGACAACCAAACUGGCCUCAGAUCUUCAGUGGUGAGUCGAUCACUCUGACAUGUGAGGUCCAGGGAGGAGAAACCACUGAGUGGACGUGUGACUGGAAGAGAUCUGGGUCAAUAAUACAGAGGACAGACAGUAAAGACUGGACUUUCACUGUCUCUGAGUCCAGCAGUGGCGAUUAUAUGUGUCAGUGUAGAAGCAGAGAUGAUGGGUUUUCUUCAACACAGUGGAGUGAAACCUUGACACUGUCUAUAUCAGGAGCUGAACCUGAAGCCAAACUGACAGCAGGUUCAACAACCAUACCAGUAGGGGGCAGUGUGACACUGAGCUGCUCAGUGGAGCCCUCUGCUGGAUGGAAGUACAGAUGGUUCAGGCGGACCACAGACACACCGGAAGUUCAAGUCAUAACAAAUGAUGAAGAAAACAGAGAAAUCACUGUGACACAAGGAGGAAUCUAUAAGUGUGAAGGAGAGAGAGGAAAUCCUUCAUUCUACAGUCAUUCAAGCCAAGAGAAAACUAUUGAAAUAAUGUUUUCCAACGAGGUUUUUGUGACUCGACAACCAAACUGGCCUCAGAUCUUCAGUGGUGAGUCGAUCACUCUGACAUGUGAGGUCCAGGAUGGAGAAACCACUGAGUGGACGUGUGACUGGAAGAAAUCUGGGUCAAUAAUACAGAGGACAGACAGUAAAGACUGGACUUUCACUGUCUCUGAGUCCAGCAGUGGAAACUACACAUGUCAGUGUAGAAGCAGAGAUGAUGGGUUUUCUUCAACACAGUGGAGUGAAACCAUAACAGUAACUGUAUCCAGUUCUGUCGGCUCUUCAUUUCCUGUCAUGUUGAUCGUUGGACCAGUUGUUGGAGUCGUUCUCAUCGUCCUGCUGCUCUUGUUGUGGCGCUGCAGACGGUCCAAAGAUUUGAGCUGCAUCAGGUCAUUUCAGUCUGAAAGCAGCAGCCAGAGGCCGACCAGUAAUCAUGGACUGAACCAGAUUGAAAGUGAUUACAGCUCUCUGCUGCAUGGCACCACGUCUGUGUAUGAGACAAUCCAGAACCGUGGAGCCACAGGAAACGAGAGACCUCCUGAUCCAGAAGAAGGUUCUGUUUACGAUUAUGUGAGACCAGAUAAUUACAGAUCAGCAGGAAGGUCAGACAAACACCUGACUUCAUUAGAUUGUUACUGAUCAUUUUUUCUUCAUUUGGGAGAAUUUGCUGCCCGAUUCACCAGUUCUAAUAAGAGUUCAGUUGUUUAGUUGUGAAUUCAUGACUGGAUCUCAUCUGUCUGGUUUUCUGUAACAGUACUUUCUUUUUCUGACAAUGAUAACUUGUUGUUUUUAAUUAAAGUUUAAUGUGGCUCCAGGUUCUGUCUUGGACUCUGGUUUAGGCUAAAUAAUAUCAUCUUUCUUUUCAUGUCUUUAUUGUCCGGUGGUUUUAUUUUACAUUUUUAAGGCUGAUGUAAUGGGUUGAGAAUCAGUUAAUUAAUACAACCCUAUUUUUGAUUCAGAAUUAAUCCUGUCUUUGGUCUUCGUUUUUUUCUUUUUUUUCUUAUGUAUAUAGACGAGUUUGCUGUGUGCAUGUAUCUUCUUGCCAGUGGGGGGCGCUCUCUUACCGCCACAACACAGUGACGUAAUUCAGGUAUUCAUUAAAUAGUAGGUAGUGUUUUCUAAUGGUCUUUAUUGUUGUACUGCAGCACAAACAAAUGAGAAAAAUAAAGAAUUUAACAUUUGUUGUAAAUUAAAUGUAAUUUUUUAAUAAAUCACAUUUUAUAUUCUAAAA